Messenger RNA from Trichoderma atroviride IMI 206040, 852 nucleotides. RefSeq lists its product as uncharacterized. Gene Ontology annotation, biological process: carbohydrate metabolic process. NCBI's taxonomy places the organism in Eukaryota, Fungi, Ascomycota, Sordariomycetes, Hypocreales, Hypocreaceae. The record is from RefSeq and is a predicted model, not a curated record. Gene Ontology annotation, molecular function: hydrolase activity, hydrolyzing O-glycosyl compounds.
AUGCUCUUUCAAUCUCUCGCCUUCUUCUCCCUGGCCUUGUCCGCCAGAGCCACUCUCGCCCCCAAUGUUCAGGGCAUGAACAUGGUCUGGCAGGAGACCUUUGUCGGUGAACAGGGCGGCAUGGUCGAUCUGACCCAGUGGAACAUCAUCACCGACAUCCACAACAACCAGGAGCUCGAGACUUACACCCAGUCCGGCUCCAACAUGCAGCUCUCUGGCGGCCAGACCCUCCAGCUCGUCCCUCAGCAGGCUGCCAACGGCGAGUGGACCUCGUCUCGUAUUGAGUCUGUCCAGUCCUGGACCCCUGCACCCGGAAAAGUCAUGCAAGUCCAGGCCGCUCUCCGUGGUGGCGACAGCGCCGUCAACCAGAAGCAGGGCAUGUGGCCGGCCUUUUGGAUGCUGGGCGAGUCUAUGCGCACCGGCACUCCCUGGCCACUCUGCGGAGAGCUCGACAUCUUUGAGCAGAUCAACGGCCAGCUGACGGGCUACGGCACUGCCCACUGCGACCACGUUGGUGGUGGUGCUUGCAACGAGCCCGCGGGCCUUGGAGAGAGCAUUGCCAUUCCGCAAGACGACCAAUUCCACACCUGGUCCCUCAAGAUCGACCGCACUUCCAACAACUGGCAGACGGAGACAAUCCAGUGGUUCAUGGAUGGCACGCUCUUCCACACUCUCACAGGAGCUCAGAUGGGCGACGAGGGUGUCUGGGCCACUCUGGCGCACUCCCCCAUGUAUGUUAUCCUCAACUUGGCCGUUGGAGGAACAUGGCCUGGCGACCCCAACGAAGCUACUCUGCCCGGCUGGGGCAACAUGUUUGAAGUUCAGUACGUUGCCGUCUAUGCAACAGCCUAG